Molecule: messenger RNA, 615 nt
Organism: Debaryomyces hansenii CBS767
Lineage: Eukaryota; Fungi; Ascomycota; Pichiomycetes; Serinales; Debaryomycetaceae
Exons: 1
Coding region: 1-615 (204 amino acids)
Source: RefSeq, a predicted model, not a curated record
AUGGAAUCACAAGAGAAUGUUAAUAAUGAGUCCUCGACUGCUCGUACAGAUACUGACAUGAGGAUUCAUGAAAGGUUCCAUCUAUAUCCAAAAGAUAGAUUACAAGCGGUAGCCAUCGUAGGUGGUAUCAUCGGGGCAUUUUCUGGAUUUUAUGACGGAGUGUCAAUGGCAUCUUUAAGAUAUUUAACUGAAAAUGGGCAUAGAUUACCAAGAAAAGUAGGUGGAUGGUAUUUUUAUCAUAAAAAGAAGAAUUAUGUAAUGAUCAUGAAUGGGUGUAAAGAAGGUCUCAAACAAGGUACCAAGCUUUCACUUACAGUAACGGGGUUCUUUGGGUUGGAAGCUUUUUUUGAUACGUAUGUUAGGCACAAUACUAUUGAUUUGUUAAAUACAACAGCAGCAGCUAUGAUAACAUGCGGAGUAUAUGGUGUCUACCAUAGAUUAAGUAAGGUUCAAACAAUUAAAUACGUCAAAAGAGGUGCCUUAUUGGGAUUAAGUUUAGGAUUUUCUCAAGAUAUGUUAAUAUGGAUUAGAGGUGGUAGGAUCUGGUAUUUGGAGUCGCUUGGAAUAGUGAAUCCUCGCAUACAAGCCAAAGAGGAUACCUUAUUCGAGGCUUGA